Bactrocera dorsalis (oriental fruit fly) is the source of this 4814-nucleotide messenger RNA. It is a transcript of the gene Letm1, whose product is annotated as mitochondrial proton/calcium exchanger protein. Bases 501 to 3044 code for a protein of 847 amino acids. Lineage: Eukaryota; Metazoa; Arthropoda; Insecta; Diptera; Tephritidae. The transcript is spliced from 6 exons. Gene Ontology annotation, biological process: intracellular monoatomic cation homeostasis. The record is from RefSeq and is a predicted model, not a curated record. Gene Ontology annotation, cellular component: mitochondrial inner membrane. Gene Ontology annotation, molecular function: ribosome binding; calcium ion binding.
CAAAUGGCAAAAGAAAGAAAUUGUUGGAUCGAGUAACUUCGCUGCCUGUAUUUUGGUGAUUUUAUCAUCAGUUUAGAAUCGAAUGAGUUCAAUGAAAAUCGAAUAAAAUUAACAUAAAAAUCAGAAAACGUUCCAAUGUACGGUUUGUAAAAUAAAUGCAAUAAAUAAGUUAUUGGCUAGAAAACGUGACGGAAAUACUGUGAAACGAAAAGAAGCUGCAAUCAAAACGCGGUCGCGAAUUUAAAUAAAAUAUUUUGUGUAAGAAAUUGUGAAAAUUUGUGCUUAUAAAAAAUAAUAAAAACACGAGAAUCGAUUUUUACAACGCGACUAUUUUGUAAGGAAACUUUGCAUUAAUAAUUACAACAAUUAUAAUAUACAAUAACAGGCUACAAUAAUAAACAUAAAGCUGGCAAAAAAGAAAAAUCGACAGUAUAUAAGAAAUUGUAAACAGAAACGUUUGGAUAAAAGGGCAAACAAUAAGGGCAACGACAAUAAUAACAAUGAACACAUUCGUACGUCAUCAGCCGAAAAUCCUGCGUAACGGGCAGACCUGGAUGACAUUCAGCAAAGAUGGAAAUAGAAAGUACUCCACACCACAAUAUUUACCCCGCUAUGCGCUGCGACGACUCAAUGGCAGUUCGGCAAGUUCAAGUUUAUGGACGGGCGGCAGUUGUACAGGUGCACAAGUUGGAAUGCAGUCAAUGUUGCUUUCCCGUUGGAAUGAUAUCAGUGAAUCCAGUUAUCACACUGAGAACAGCGGAUUGUAUUACACAACCAGAAAAUUCCAUUUAUCACGUCGUUUAGGUGAAAAUGCUUCGUCAAAAGUUGAAGUGACCGUCAAAACGAUGAAGGAGAAACAAAAAGAAAAGGUCGAAGAGAUCAUAAAGGAAGCAAGCGCGCCGGCAGUCACUAAAGCGGUCGGUGAACCAGUAGAAACUGGAAAAGCAGUUGCUACUGAGCCACCAAAGGCGGUUAUCGCUAAAAAGCCGUUGGGCACACGCAUCUGGGAAGAAUUGGUGCAUUAUUAUCAUGGAUUCCGGUUGCUUUUUAUCGAUAUAAACAUUUCACGUAAACUACUGUGGCGUAUACUUAAUGGAAAGACGCUAACGCGUCGUGAGAAUAAACUACUUUUGCGCACCACCUCUGAUCUGUUCCGACUGAUACCCUUUUCGGUGUUCCUAAUCGUGCCGUUCAUGGAAUUGCUCUUGCCAUUCUUUAUACGUUUCUUUCCGGGCAUGUUACCGUCCACGUUCCAGACCGCCAAGGAUCGCGAAGACAAACUGAAACAAUCACUGCAAGUACGUCUCGAGAUGGCGAAAUUCUUACAAAAAACACUGGACGAAAUGGCUGUGCAGCAUAAGGAUCACAAAAGUGAGGAUGCCAAACAAUUUGCUGAAUUCUUCGAAAAGAUAAAGGAUCCCAAAGAGCACGUAACGAUUGAAGAGAUCAUCAAGUUCGCCAAACGUUUCGAGGAUGAAGUCACAUUGGACUCAUUGUCACGCGAGCAAUUGGCCGCUUUGUGUCGCGUGCUCGAGCUUAACACCAUGGGCACCAGCAACUUGCUACGCUUUCAAUUGCGCGUUAAAUUGCGUUCGCUUGCCGCUGACGAUCGCGUAAUUGCGCGUGAAGGUGUCGACGCAUUGGAUCUAUUUGAAUUGCAGCAGGCUUGCAAGGCGCGCGGUAUGCGUGCCUAUGGGCUGACAUCGGAAAAGUUGCGCUCACAGCUACAGGAAUGGAUUGAUCUGUCGCUAAAUGAAAAGGUACCACCGACGCUACUCUUACUCUCACGUGCACUACUGAUUUCCGAAGAAGCCGCCACGACGCAUAAACUGGUCGAGACACUUCGUGUACUACCCGAAGCAGUGGCGACAAAGACGAAGGAAAAGAUUGGCGAAAGCGAAGGUAAAAUCGAUAACAAAACCAAGAUUGAAGUGCUUAAAGAAGAAGAGCGUAAAAUUAAGGAGGAGCGUGAGGAAGAACGCGAGGCUGAAAAGGCCAAAUUGGAGGAGGAGAAGGCAAAGGCAAGCGAAGAAUUGCUCAGCAAAGUACCCUAUUCUAGCACUUCGUCUAUCACUGAGGAGCGUAAACAAGCAGAAGCCAGCAAUAAUAUAUCCUCAAAAGACGUGGAAUUACUGUCCGAUGCACUAAAAUCAUUGUCGACGGAUAAGAAGAUGAUGGUUGAGAAAGAGACACUGAAAGAUCUCAAAGAGGAACUUGAAGAUUACAAGGAAGAUGUGGAAGAAUUGCGUGAGGUGCGCAAUGUGGUGAAGGAACCAGUGCACGAGAGUCGCGCGGCGAAAUUGCUCUUCAAGAAGGUGAAUAGCAUGAUAGGACACUUGGAUAAGGUGUUAGUGGAUUUGGAGAAGAAGCGCGAAAGUAAGCAAAAGAAAAUUAAAGCAAGCACGGAAGAAGUUUUGGCUGGACCAUUACAAAGCCAGGAACUUGCGCAAGACGAGGACACGGUGCACAUCGAAGAGCUUAUGAAUACUAUAAAGAAGUUGCAAAAGACUUCCGAUGAAACACGCUUGAAGCAAAUCGAAAAAGUGCUAAGCAAAAUCGAUGCCGACAAAGAUGGCUUGAUCACCGUGGAUGAAGUGCUGAACGUCGUUGAAGCGAUCAGUCGCGAAAACGUGAACUUGUCAGACAAACAAAUCGAGGAAUUGGUGACAUUGCUCGAUAAGGAGAACAUCAUAGAGGCGGAGGAACGCUUGGAGAAGGCCAUUGCGAAGAGCAUUAAAUUGGCAGAAAAACAAAUUAAAGAUCAACAAAAACUGGUAGAAGAACAGAAGACCGCAGAUGUGCUGAAGGACACUGCACCAGAGCUGAAGGAUAAUGCCAAGGACUUGAGCGCAGAUUCUCAAACGAAGGUUUUAAAAACUGAGGUGAGCAACGAAAAGAGUCCACUCUUGGAGGCCGCAGAAAAGCAAAAGGAGAAGAUACUCCCGAAGAAUGAUAUAUCCGCGCAAAUACCACAACAGCCGCUACCCGCACCACCACCGCCACCAACAGCGACCCAAGUGAAUCCAAAAGAUAAAAUGCUAUGAUUUGAGGAUGAUGGUGAUAAACCCAAAAAACAAACCCCAGAUAACAGUCGUCGAAGCAAGUAAAAUUGUGUUGAAAGAAAAACAAGACAAAACAUUAGGAAAAAACAACAUUUGACGACUUGGUUGUUUUUAGGGCAUAAAAUGUGAUGUGUAAGCGUGAGUGUGUGCUGUGUGAUAAUGAAAAAUGUGACUUAGAUGAUUGUUGGCGGACUAUUGUGGAAAAUAAAACUGGAAAGGUGUAAAGUUAGUUAUUGAAGAGAGAUGAAAUUUAGUUCGGUGUUGCGAUGAGCAAGCUUAAAUGAUAACAGCUCUUAAUGAAACUGAUGCGAUGGAAGGCAUUUAAAAGCAUUUGCUGCACAAAUAUUAAUUAAGAAAGUGGAGGAAGACAAUAUAAUAAUAACAAUAAGUGGAAAUGAAGAAAUACUAUUAUCUCUUGUUUUUAUUAUUAUUAUUGUUUGAACAUUCGCUUUGUUGCGUCGCAAGUGCUUUUAAAUAGUUUCCAAUGUCAAAAGAUUGCCUCUCUAAGCAGCAUGCCUAUUAUUUAUCACAACCAAAAUUCUAAUUUUAUUAAUUCCAAGAAUUCAAAUUGUUUUGUAAGCUGUAACGUCAUGUAUUUGCAGUAGAAGAAUGCUAAUAAAUUUAUAAAACUAAUUUUGUGCUUAUUUUUGGCAGUUCUUUAUUUAUAAACAAAAUCGAUAACAAAUAACUUUGACAGUCCGCUGGCAAAUGUGACAUUAGGCAAUAAAAAUGGAAUUUUUUGCAAAAACGCAUAAAGUAUUUAUAACAUCUUUCACUGUUGUUGCUGUCGGUCUGCUUACAAAACUCAACCACAAAUUCUGAGGCUGUAAAAUUACAUAAACAUAUUAAAACUUUUUAAAUUUAUUUUAAUUUUUUAUUUGCUUUGUAACUUCAUGUGUGUUGUAUAAAUUAAAUUAUAUAAAGAUAUUGUAAAAAUUUUGAUACUAAAUGUAAACAAUGUAUAUGAAAGUUGGUUAAUAUACAUACAGAAAGAAAAUCAGUAAAAUCCAUGCAAAACAACUACAACAAAUUGUAAACUGCUCCAAAUAUUAGCAAUUGGAGUAAGUACUUAACUGCUAGAUAUUGUAAUUUAAUAUUUAAAAGCAAACAGUUUAAGUAAAAAAUAUAUAAGUGAUCUAAAUAUAAAUGGUGAAAUCGGUGGGUUAGUGCUAAAACAUAUAAAAUAUGUGUAUGUACAUAGUUACUAAGUUUGUUCAACUUUAUUCACAAUGGACGAAAAGUAACGCUCGACUUCAAAGCUGUUUAAUUUUCUUAUGUAAUUGCUUUGUUUUCUAUUCGCUGAUAUGCAUAAAGUGCUAUUGUUAUUAACAAUAUAAUUUAAAUUAAUUUUUUUCAAUAAAAAAAUAUUUUUCAGUGCUUCACGAUAUCAUUGAUAUAUCCCACAGAAUUGCUGCCUCAAGUCGGUAUUAUAUAGCUUUGCAAAAUGUAUGUAUGCCCACGGUUUCGAGUAGUAACAAUAAAAGCCCCUAAAAUUGUAAAAUGGGUUCCUAAGCAUUAACUGACAACAACAAAACAAAUUAAUAUGUAUAAUAUAUGCAAUUGCUUUAGUUGUGCUACAGCUACUAAACAUACCAAUUUAUGUACAUAUGUGUAUGUUUGUGUAUAUGUAUAACCGCGAUACUUCGAUGCACAUGAAUUUAUGCUUUAAUUUUAAUUAUUUGUAAAUUACAAACUUGUAUAUUAUGAAAUUCUAAUGAUAUAAUUGAGUACAAUAAAAACGACAUCUAAAAA